CUCCUCUCUCUCCUCUCAGUCGGCCGCUGCCGCUGCCUGCCUGUCGCCGGGGCUGGGAGAGCCCGAGAGCGUGUGCUGUGUGUGUGUGUUCUGUGAGUGACGCGGCGGAGGUGUAGUUUGACGCGGUGUGUUACGUGGGGGAGAGAAUAAAACUGCGGCGAGAGCCUAGGCGCGAACGAAAGCAGUGACGGAGCAGCCUCUAGCCCGAACUUGCCUUAUCCAAGAAUGUGUGGUAUCGAAAUUCAGUUCUUGAGUUACAAAGAUAACUAAAUGACCAUGGAAUCUGGGGCAGAGACUCAGCAGAGCGGAGAUGCAGCCGUUACAGAGGCAGAAAACCAACAGAUGACAGUACAGGCACAGCCACAAAUUGCAACGUUAGCCCAGGUGUCUAUGCCAGCCGCUCAUGCAACAUCUUCGGCUCCCACGGUGACCUUAGUACAGUUGCCCAAUGGGCAAACAGUUCAAGUCCAUGGCGUUAUUCAGGCUGCCCAGCCGUCUGUUAUUCAAUCUCCACAAGUCCAGACAGUCCAGAUCUCCACUAUUGCAGAGAGCGAAGAUUCACAAGAGUCUGUAGACAGCGUCACAGAUUCCCAGAAACGCAGAGAAAUCCUUUCCAGGCGACCCUCCUACAGAAAAAUCUUGAAUGACUUGUCCUCGGAUGCCCCAGGAGUGCCACGGAUUGAAGAAGAAAAAUCGGAAGAGGAAGCAGCAGCACCUGCCAUUGCUACCGUGACAGUGCCAACUCCAAUUUACCAGACGAGCAGCGGGCAAUACAUUGCUAUCACCCAGGGAGGUGCAAUACAGUUAGCUAACAACGGCACGGACGGAGUGCAGGGCUUGCAGACGCUGACCAUCCCCAACGCCGCCGCCACCCAGCCUGGCACCACCAUUUUACAGUACGCACAGACCACCGACGGGCAGCAGAUCCUUGUCCCCAGCAACCAAGUCGUCGUUCAGGCAGCCUCAGGAGAUGUCCAGACGUACCAAAUCCGCACAGCGCCCACCAGCACCAUCGCCCCAGGCGUCGUUAUGGCAUCCUCACCCGCACUUCCCACCCAGCCAGCAGAGGAAGCCGCACGAAAGAGGGAAGUCCGUCUAAUGAAGAACAGAGAGGCAGCGCGUGAGUGCCGCAGGAAGAAAAAGGAAUACGUCAAAUGUCUAGAAAACAGAGUGGCCGUGCUCGAAAACCAAAACAAGACAUUGAUCGAAGAGCUAAAAGCACUUAAGGACCUCUAUUGCCACAAAUCGGAUUAAUUUUAGAUUCCCAUCUUUGGUUUGUUAACGUGGGGACAAAGACUGGUUCGGCGACAGCCAGAAAGACAAAAAGCGAACUGUUUAUUUUGUAAACAUUUCUUUUUUUUUUUCUACGCGCAAAACUGCCUGAAAGCAACUGCAGAAUUUAAUUCGUCUGUGCUUUUGCAUUAAACUGUGAAUGUUGAAA
Messenger RNA from Heteronotia binoei (common prickly gecko), 1441 nucleotides. RefSeq names its product cAMP responsive element binding protein 1 (gene CREB1). The transcript is spliced from 9 exons. NCBI's taxonomy places the organism in Eukaryota, Metazoa, Chordata, Lepidosauria, Squamata, Gekkonidae. Gene Ontology annotation, molecular function: cAMP response element binding; protein binding; DNA-binding transcription factor activity, RNA polymerase II-specific. The coding region runs from base 271 to 1254 and encodes 327 amino acids. The record is from RefSeq and is a predicted model, not a curated record. Gene Ontology annotation, biological process: regulation of transcription by RNA polymerase II. Gene Ontology annotation, cellular component: ATF4-CREB1 transcription factor complex; nucleus.